CAAUCGCAUCAACAGUUGAUUUUAGAGGUGCGCAUGUUUUUUUUUCAACUCUACGUAUCCAUGACUCCAGGGUUGCAAACACAACAAGCAUUCAAGUUUGGCUGGGAGCAGCAUACCUCGACAAUUUAUUCGAUCUAUACGUUUUACUCAGGCAGGAGUGACAACAUAUACGCAACGCAUUGAUUCAACAAAAACAGUAAACGCCUUAUUGGUGGUCAGCAAAGUUUUGCUCGGAUUGCCAAUGCGACGAGAAUUCUUUUCUUAAAAUUUAGCAUUGAAAAACGGCACCCAAAAAUGGACAUCUCGAUAAAGCCGGUUUUUUCCUUCUCGCUAAACUACAAAGUAUUCGAGAAGUUGGUCACUUGUGGCAAGUACGAUGGCAUACAUUCCUGCCUGACGGUAGUUACUAAUGCGGAUAAGAUUCUGAUCCACACGCCCCACAAGCGAUAUGGGCUGCAAAACUCGAAGCUAUCAGUGUCGGAAAUCAAAAACGACAUCGCCAUGUUGAACAUGAAUUUUCCUAUUCGGGCGAUCAUAGCGGGAAAACUGAAGAAAGACGACGAUCGUGAUGUACUUGUUAUUGGCAGUUCGACGCAUUUUCUAGCUUACCAUGUCGACGAGAACUAUAACCUGUUUCAACGAGACUUCCACGAGGGCGUGCGGACAAUGCUGAUAGGAACGUUUGGCAACUUUGCGGGGCAGACGUUGAUCGUGGGUGGAAAUGCUGUUGUUAAAGGAUUCGAUUUCGAAGGCAACGAAAUUCUCUGGUUGAUAACGGCCGGGGGAGUUAAUGCGCUGCUGCUUAUGGAUGUAGAUAAAGAUGGCCAAAACGAGCUGAUCGUCGGUACCGAUGAUGGUUGCAUAAAAAUUUUCAAAAUGACCACGCUGCUGCACGAGUUUACCGAGGGUAACGAAAUCCAGAACCUGCUGCUGAUAGGCGUCAACCAGUUUAUGUUCAGCGUCAAGAAUGGAACCAUCGGAGUUUUCGACGAGAGUGUCCGUAUGUGGCGGAUCAAGUCCAAAACCAGGGUCACCGCGAUGGCCAUGUAUGACAUUUUGGGCUGCGAAACGAAACAGAUCAUCGUCGGGUGGAAGAGCGGCAAAAUCGACGUUCGCGAUUCCCGGAAUGGCGAUGUGCUGUUCAAAAUGAAGCUGAAUGAUUUUGUGUGUGGGAUCGCGUGUAACGAUUACCGGGGCAUCGGGGCGCUCGAUUUGGUGAUCGUAACAGCAGAUGGCGAAAUUCGAGGAUAUACAACGCCUAGUGUGAAUCUGAUGAAUUUGCAUAAUUUGGCGGACGAAGAAAUGAACGGUCUCUUGGCACAGAAACAGAAACUUUUACUGGAGCUGAAACAUUAUGAAAAUAAUAUUAAAUUCAACAAAGAACUGCUGUCCAGUAACGAUUCCCAGCUGGUCCAAAGUGUUCCGGAUAAUGUGGGAGUGAUCCCUUCGAACACACGGCUACAGAUAGGAAUUUCAACCAGCUAUGAUAGCUCAGAUAUGAAUAUUGACAUCACGGUUUCCACCAAUAACUCGACAACCAUAAGAGCAGUGCUCAUCUUUGCCGAUCAGCUUUUCAAGGAGGAAACAUUGAUAGCUCAUCUGACUAAGGAUGUGUCCAGGAUACUGAUCCCGUUGAAAACUUUGAAAGACAACGCCCAGGACAUUCACAUCAAAGCGUUUGUGGGCUAUCCAACUAGUGUUCAGUUUCAUGUUUUCGAGCUUACCAGACAGUUGCCGAAAUUCGCAAUGUACACGAUACCGCGUAAUCUCACGGGAUCGCCCAAAAGCAUAUCCUACAUAAACAACCUCGUCGACGAAAAGGAAACAUUUGGCAACAGCUAUGUCGAUUUCAGGAUCUCUGAGCGUCUGAAGCGCAUCUGUAUUUGGAUCAAUCAGAACUUCCUGCUACCGUCGGACAUCGAAUACAUGACAUCAUCGGACUCUGACGCAACGGAGUUGAAGUUGAACUUAAUCAGUCUGCGCACCGGCAAAAACGUGUGCCUACACUUCAACAACGAUGGCAAAACUCGUUUCUACACCGAAGACAUUGGGCUGGCCGGUGACCUCAUUCAGUCGCUGGUGCAGUUUCUGAAUGUGGAAAAUAUGAAUUCCACUGCAUGUUUCCCAAUGGUGACCGAUGAAAUUAAAGAGCUGUUCAGCAAACUGCAGGGCCUGCAAGAAACGGAGAAGCAAAUCAAUUCCGAGAUUAUAGAUAAUGUCAAUCAAAUCAAGAGUCAUCUCAUUCGAGCCGAAGACGCCCGCUACUACAAUGGCGACGACGUCAUCAAAUACCACAACGAGAUGAUGAACACCAACGAAGAUCUGGUGAAGAACUACAAAAUACGGCUGGUCAACACCGGCGAGGUCCAGCUGGCACUCAAGCGUAUCCACAACAUACUCUACAGUGCAUCGAAGCUGCGAGUCGGCACGUUCGCCGCUUCCGUGAUCAGCAAGUUCAAAGAUGCACUGAAAUCGAACAAUAUUGAAGCUGUGCUGAAAAUCAUUGAGCUCGGCGAGAUGUAGAUGUAUGUACCUAAAUAUGUAGGUAUGGAGAAUAAAUGAAAGGUUGAUCGGCCCUGGGCGCCCCCAAAUAUGAAGUUCCCUCCCCGUGUAGCUAGUAUGUCUGCUGCAGGCUAGCCGGAGCUGAUUCAUUCCAUGUGCGUAGGUGACGAAUCGACGACGGGGUCUGUACAAAAAACGCCAUCAAGGGGAACCGGAAAGCUGUUUACUAGUGGAUAAUGUGAUCUUGUUUUAUGA
Messenger RNA from Uranotaenia lowii, 2757 nucleotides. RefSeq names its product Bardet-Biedl syndrome 2 protein homolog. The record is from RefSeq and is a predicted model, not a curated record. The transcript is spliced from 11 exons. Gene Ontology annotation, molecular function: protein binding. The coding region runs from base 295 to 2523 and encodes 742 amino acids. NCBI's taxonomy places the organism in Eukaryota, Metazoa, Arthropoda, Insecta, Diptera, Culicidae. Gene Ontology annotation, biological process: non-motile cilium assembly. Gene Ontology annotation, cellular component: ciliary basal body; BBSome; neuron projection.